GCCCCUGACCUGAGACAAGGGAGAGUACGGGCCUCGCGCUAGCCGCCGGGGAUGAGGGCUAGCCGGGUUCGAGAUGACCGAGGGUGGCAGGACAUCGGGGGUGACAACAGGGAACGGUGACAACUGUGGGUGGGGAAAUGGGGUCGGCUGGCGACCGGAGGAACAGAGGGUGGGCUAAGCCUGGGUUCUGGCUGGAGCAGGUAGAUGCCAGUGGCGGCGCAUCCUCGAAGACGUGGCUCAUCUGCCCAGAUUCCCUUCUGGGCCCAGAGCGCUCUACCCUAGCCUGCCAGCACUGGGCCUACUGGUGAUCUUGAGCCAGCCCCUGCCCCUCUCUGUCUGGUCAUCCCCUCUCCUGCCACCGGCUAGCAAUUAGUCUCUUUUAGGGAACCUCCCUGACAUGCUUGCCUCUCCUCAGGGUGGCAUCUGCUGACCAGCAGCUCUUGGGAGAGCCUGGGUUUGUCCUGGUCCUGUCGGGGACACCCCCACAAUUGCCUCACCCCUCCCCUCAGCCCAGUCCAGGAUCCUGCUUUUCUUCUCCAAGUUUCCCAAAGACUUGCGGGGGUGGGGUGGGGCCGAUAAGACAGUCUUGGCCUUAGCUGAAUGUUCUUGGCACGUUCCUUCAGCCAGAGAUUCAGCCUCACCUUCACUUCAGCCAAGGGGUCUGACUCUCUCCAGACUGAUCUCACAGCUGAGAAAUCCCCAGAGAGAGCUGGGUGGCUGGGUGGCUGCUGUGAUCAGAACCGGGUGCUGCCCAGUGGGAAGGACAGAAGGUGAGGCAAGGCUGAAGUGCCCCUUGACCUUGCUCUGAGCCAUCCUGUUUCCUGGGAGGAGACCUGGGGGCGCCAGGAUGAAUGUACUUCUAUACUUCUCCUGGAUUGUCUCCGGCAUCUCCCUCCUCUCUGAAUUCUAGGGCUCCUAAAUACCUCCCCCCAUCACUGCCUUCCUCAGAGUGGCCCCCUCCGCCACCCCAAUUCCAGGGUCCCACACUCUCUUUCACUUUGCUUCAGCUGAAACUCGGGGCCAGUGUUGGAUGUCAGGGAGCAAGAUCUUAAGACCUCCACACAUACCAAGCACAGGCCAGCAGGGCCCUCCUGGGUCAGGGACUCCCAACUGUAGGUUUGAGCUGCCAGCUCUGUGGAGGGGUCCCCCCUCAGGGCUGAGUUUGCCUCCUUGGCAUGUGUCCCCCGGACUCAAAGUCUGGGUUCCACAGCAGGCACACACACAUAUAUGCCAUCCACACCUGGAACACAGCAGCCAACGCCCCCGCUGUGCAGAUGACACAGCCAUGGACACACCCAGACACCAUGUCAGCCCUAGAGUCGCCCAUAUCCAUGUGUGUCCUGCUAAGUUGCCCGGACGUGGCCACCCCCAGAGUCUCCAGUUUGACUGGCUAACUGCCUAGCAGGCUGGAAGAUUCCCCGGCCUGAGCCGAUCUCUGAGGCCGGACAGGCAGGCCACCAGCCAGCUCCUGGGAACCCAGCCUCGGCUCCCCGAAUGGGGUUGCGGAGCCCUCACAGUGCAGCCAGAAUGGGUAUGGGAUAGGAUUAGGCAGGUGUGGUGUGCCAGGGUCUGUGGCCCCCUCUGCUCAUGAGUACCUAGGGGCCCUUCUUUGUGUAAGUCUUCUAAGGGUCAUCCCUGACCUUCACUGUUGGAUUUGGCUCCUGCCCACCUCUUCCUGCCUCCCAAGCAGUAUCUGGCGCUGGUGACCCACGCCGUCCUCCCUACUCCUUCCUUUGGCCUGGCAGGGUCGGCUCAGGAGCAGGGAGACCCUGCCUCCCAUGUGACACCCUUUGCUUUUAUGGCUGGGUUAUAAGUUUUUCUUAAGGGUUGGGCCCAUGGUUUCAUUACCUUGGACCAGAGGGGAACCAGAUCCAGAGCAGAAGCCUAAGGGUGCAUUUUGUGAGCAAUGAGGGAGGACCAGCUGUCCGCUCCUUGGGCACCAGGGCCAUGCCCCUCACUCCCAGGAAGCCCAGGAUCACCAUGCUGGGUGGGGUUCCCCUAGAGAGAAGCUACCGCUCGAGUGAGGACUAGCUUAUCACUGCAACUCUAGCCCGCUGAGGGUACAGUGUGGCUGAAGCCCUUGUGUCUGGCGGGGUAGGACCCCUCAUUGUGGGUGGGGACAGUUCUGGUGAAGAGCCAGCUUUGCUGGGGAUCGUGGAGCCUAGCAGGGCUGGCUUGCCAGGGUGGGACCUGGGAUGGGCACGAGUACCUUGCCCUCCGUCAAGAGCUCACGUUUAUGGGAGGUGGGACAAGCCAGAGCCUUUAGAGGCCGCUGCCCAUGUGGAACCCUGAGCUGGGAGGAGCAGAGAGCAGGAUCGGACACUGACCUGUUUAAGCUCUGCCCACUGUGGGCUGAGUCCCUCCCAUUGCUCAACUGGGCCAGUGCAUUUAACUAGCUCACCUCAGCCAGGAGGGCACCAGUGUGAGACGUCUUUGCACUGCAUCCCGUCAGUGUGACCUUGUCCUUUUCUGGGUGUGGAUCAGAUGGGGCAGAGGCCCCGGUGGGCCCAGCCUGAGCCAGCUAUGCAGCCUUUGCCUGCUGGGGCCGUCCUGGAGGAGGUGGCAGAGGAGAUCCCCGCCCAGACAGAGAGUGAGCCCAAGGCGCUAGACCCGGAGGAAGACCUGCUGUGCAUAGCCAAGACCUUCUCCUACCUUCGGGAAUCUGGCUGGUAUUGGGGUUCCAUUACGGCCAGCGAGGCCCGGCAACACCUGCAGAAGAUGCCAGAAGGUACAUUCCUAGUACGUGACAGCACCCACCCCAGCUACCUGUUCACACUGUCAGUCAAAACCACCCGUGGCCCCACCAACGUGCGUAUCGAGUACGCCGACUCCCGCUUCCGCCUGGACUCCAACUGCCUGUCCAGGCCGCGCAUCCUGGCCUUCCCAGACGUCGUCAGCCUCGUGCAGCACUAUGUGGCCUCCUGUGCUGCCGACACCCGAGGCGAUGCCCCGGACCCUGCGCCGCCUCCAGCCCUGCCUGUCCCUAAGGAGGACGUGCCUGGCGACCUGGCUCCGCCCACCCCGGCGGCCACUGCUGUGCACCUAAAACUGGUGCAGCCCUUCGUGCGCAGGAGCGGCACCCGCAGCCUGCAGCACCUGUGCCGCCUGGUCAUCAACCGGCUGGUGACCGACGUGGACUGCCUGCCGCUGCCCCGGCGCAUGGCCGACUACCUCCGACAGUACCCCUUCCAGCUCUGACCUGGCCACGUAGCCUCCUCGCCUCACCCAGCCGUCCUCUGGAGGGGACCCUGGCCCCAGCUGGACUCGGGCUCUUUCUGUCCCUCCUCCAGUCAUCCUGGCACCCAUGUCCUUCUGGCAGCUGGACCAGGAAGAGGCAGCAGGAGUGAGGCUGGGGACAAGGUACAGAGGGAGGUUGAAGGCCUAACAACUUGAAGGCCAAGCGCCAGCUCCCACAUGGCUCCACGGUGGUGAGCCCUGUGUCAGAAAAAGAGGGAGACAGGCCGGAUCUGUCUCACCUGUGGGCCCCCACUCACCUGCCGUGGCUUCCCGAACUGUAGAGACUCUGCCAGCCCUGGUUUCUCAGUUCGCAGGGUGGGGCGGGCCCCUCCUUCCAACCCGAGUUUCUUAGGGAGGAUCAAAGCCAGAGGAACUGAGGUUGACAGUGACAGUCCCCUGGUGGGAGAGCAGGCCAGGCCGGGGACUGCACAGUUUUACAGUAUUUAUUUAUUUAUUCUCCAGGGGUUGGUCUCAGGGUGAGCCAACCCCACCUCUCCCCUGAGCCCUGAGUGCUCUGAGACCCCAGCUUCUCUGGCUCCUCCCUGUGGAGAGCCCCAUCCCGAGACCGGGUGCUGGACCUGAGGCAGUUGUGGCUGUCCUGGUGCUGACCCCCCACCUGUGGAUGUGCCCGCCCCCUUCCGCGCAGGCCCUGCUCUGGGAGGGCGGAAGAAUGGACGAGAAGGUGGAGCCAAAGCCGCAGCCCCUGCACCCACAGCCUGCAGAGCUGCACCCUCACAGGGCCAGACCCGGGGGGCAGGGGCUGCGGCUCCAAGCUGCAGGGUUUGCUUCCUCCUGGGAAGGUGUGCCUGCCACCUGAGAGAGGGAAAGAAAUACAUGUCUGAUAAGACUUUAUAAAAUAAUUAUUGUAACAAAACCGUUUGGUAGUCUUUUUUUCUCCCACUGGUUUUUCUGUAAUGACAAUAAAAUCGUGCCUUUCAUUCGUGGAGGCCUGAGUGGGGCCUCUUGAGCUCUGUACA
This is a messenger RNA of Artibeus jamaicensis (Jamaican fruit-eating bat), 4214 nucleotides long. RefSeq names its product cytokine inducible SH2 containing protein (gene CISH). NCBI's taxonomy places the organism in Eukaryota, Metazoa, Chordata, Mammalia, Chiroptera, Phyllostomidae. The record is from RefSeq and is a predicted model, not a curated record. Gene Ontology annotation, biological process: phosphatidylinositol phosphate biosynthetic process; intracellular signal transduction. The coding region runs from base 2485 to 3198 and encodes 237 amino acids. Gene Ontology annotation, molecular function: 1-phosphatidylinositol-3-kinase regulator activity. Gene Ontology annotation, cellular component: phosphatidylinositol 3-kinase complex. The transcript has 3 exons.